GACCUAACUAAAACUAGUCGUCGUAAACUCAUUCAUGGAGGCUUUGUUCUGCUCUGAGAUACUCAACAACAACAACAACAACAUCAGAUCCUCCCUUAACGAUCUCUCUUCUUCAUAUACAUGGCCAAUGAUCAUGACCUCCUCCUCUUCUUCUUCUCCAUCUCCCAAGAUCAUGAACAUUCCUAGAUGCGACUGGGAUCUUUCUCUCUCCGCGGUUGUUUCCUCCGCAUCCACCGGAUCAGACUCUAUCGGAGCUAUCGAGUUCGACCCGACCGGAGAUAUCAUAGCUACGGGAGGUAUCGCAAGAAAGAUCAGAUCGUAUCGUUUGAGUUCUUUGUUAAGGUCUUCGUCACGUGACGAUCACGCGAGGGCUUCUGAGAGCUGUAUAUGCACGCCGGCUAAGCUUAGCAGUCUCAAAUGGCGACCCGAUUUGUCCGGUCGGGUUAUCGGGUCGGGAGACUACGACGGGGUUGUGACUGAGUACGACGUGGAGAAACAAGUUCCUAUCUUCGAGAGAGACGAGCAUGGAGGUAGAAGGAUUUGGAGCGUGGACUACACGUUACACAAUGGCUCUCUCGUAGCCGCGUCGGGCUCCGACGACGGAACGGUUCAAAUGUGGGAUCCUCGUAACGGUGGGUCGUUGGAAGAAACGGUUAGGCCCGGAGGUGGCGCGGCGGUUUGUUCGGUAGAGUUUGAUCCGUUAGGUGGAUCUUCUUUAGCCGUCGGAUGCGCUGACCGGAAUGCUUACGUGUACGAUAUCAGAAGACUCGUUGACCCUUUACUUGUAUUAGACGGGCAUACCAAAACGGUGACGUAUGCUCGGUUCAUGGAUCCUCGAACGAUCGUCACCGGUUCGACCGACGGGAGCUUGAAGCAGUGGGAUAUAGACAACGGACGGCGCGUGGUUCGCACGUACCGAGGGCAUGUUAACAGCAGGAACUUUGUCGGGUUGUCGGUUUGGAGACAUGGUGGUUUGGUCGUGUCCGGGUCGGAGAAUAACCAAGUGUUUGUGUAUGAUAAGAGGUGGGAGGAACCGGUUUGGACGUGUGGAUUGGGUCAACCGGACCGGUUUGGAUCUGACCGACGGUUCGUGAGCAGUGUGUGUUUGAGACAAGUGGAUGAAGAUUGGUGCACACUUGUGGCCGGAGGAUCCGAUGGGGUUUUAGAGAUUUUCUCGGGCCAACGGAGCUAAUCAGUAUUUUAUAAUUUAUAUAUAUAUAUUCUGCUCUUGAUUUAUACAAAUUGUUUAUCAGUUGAACUAUGAAAUGUCUAUAUAUUAGUUAUUUCUUUUAA
Messenger RNA from Capsella rubella, 1293 nucleotides. RefSeq names its product WD repeat-containing protein RUP1. Gene Ontology annotation, molecular function: protein binding. The coding region runs from base 35 to 1192 and encodes 385 amino acids. The transcript has a single exon. The record is from RefSeq and is a predicted model, not a curated record. NCBI's taxonomy places the organism in Eukaryota, Viridiplantae, Streptophyta, Magnoliopsida, Brassicales, Brassicaceae. Gene Ontology annotation, biological process: response to UV-B.